AUGACAUCUCUUCUCUUCCAGGGUACGAAUGACUUGCCUGUAGAGCCAACUCAACCGCAGAGAGGUGCAUCUUUAACUCGGUUUCGUGAGAAGAGAAAAAAACGUUGUUUUGAUAUGAAAAUCUGUUACACUCAGGUCCGGGUUUCUGAAGUUAUCAUAGACCUGAAAGAUGAAAGCAUUAAUGGAGAGCGUAAAAAGGCCAAUCUACAUCAUCCAAGGUUAGUUCUAAUGAUGAAUGUGGUAUCAAGGUUCGGUUCAUUUGUAAAAGAGGUCAGUCAUCAAGUGAUUGAAUUUGAGUCCCCUGCUUCGUCUGGUGCUACACAGGGAUCUAUUGACGGUGAAGCUAAAGGUUCAGAUGUUAUAGCCAUGGUUGCCAACAUUGCCCCUUCCGCCGUCAAUGGUGAUAAUUCAGGCAUGACCGUAGGCAGGAAGUUGUGA
This is a messenger RNA of Pyrus x bretschneideri (Chinese white pear), 438 nucleotides long. RefSeq lists its product as uncharacterized. The record is from RefSeq and is a predicted model, not a curated record. Gene Ontology annotation, biological process: regulation of DNA-templated transcription. The transcript is spliced from 5 exons. NCBI's taxonomy places the organism in Eukaryota, Viridiplantae, Streptophyta, Magnoliopsida, Rosales, Rosaceae. The coding region runs from base 1 to 438 and encodes 145 amino acids.